Molecule: messenger RNA, 2722 nt
Organism: Anguilla anguilla (European eel)
Lineage: Eukaryota; Metazoa; Chordata; Actinopteri; Anguilliformes; Anguillidae
Product: receptor expression-enhancing protein 2-like
Exons: 8
Coding region: 431-1183 (250 amino acids)
Biological process (GO): endoplasmic reticulum tubular network organization
Cellular component (GO): endoplasmic reticulum tubular network; cytoplasmic microtubule; endoplasmic reticulum membrane
Molecular function (GO): taste receptor binding; microtubule binding
Source: RefSeq, a predicted model, not a curated record
UGUGUGAUAAGUCCCUGUAGUGUUUGGUGCAGUGUGUGCAUGCAUCCAAGUGGGUUAUUAUCAUUUACUUUAUUUCCCAUGCUGCCUGACAGUAGGGAUGCAAGACUGGCUCAUAUAGAAACCAACACAUGAAUUUGAGCCUUGUAGUUAAUGUCUCUUGUAUCCAUUUUUAUUUUUAAAUUAAGACUGAGCGCAUGUUUUGAGCGUCACUUGGUUCUGAGUUGUCUGUAAGCGUGGGAAAUUGGCCUGUAGUUUUGGAAUUAAAACUAGACGAGAGGAAAGUCUUUGAAUGAUCGUGUUUACACCCGCAGUUUGGCAGAGCGGUUUGUGAUCUGCCUAACUGGCGCGUCUGGCUUUCGGGACGCUGUAUCCUGCCUACUCCUCCUACAAGGCCGUGAAGACGAAGAAUGUGAAGGAAUACGUUAAGUGGAUGAUGUACUGGAUAGUUUUUGCCUUCUUCACCACAGCAGAGACGCUCACAGACAUCAUCCUGUACUGGUUCCCGUUCUACUUCGAGCUGAAGAUUGCCUUUGUCAUCUGGCUGCUGUCUCCCUACACCAAGGGCUCCAGCCUCCUCUACCGCAAGUUUGUCCACCCGACGCUGUCCAAUAGGGAGCAGGAGAUCGAUGAGUACAUCACUCAGGCGAAGGACCGCAGCUAUGAGACCAUGAUGCGUUAUGGGAAGAGGGGUCUGAACCUGGCCGCCACCGCCGCCGUUACCGCCGCCAGCAAGGGACAGGGCGUCCUGUCGGACAAGCUGCGCAGCUUCAGCAUGCAGGACCUGACGCUGAUCCACGAUGAGGAAGAGGAGGAGCUGCAGCUGCACGCCGCAGGCGCCCGACUGCGCAGCUCCGCAGCCGGGCUGCAGGACAUAGCCGAGGACGCGGGACAAGGGGGGGGACCUGCACCCCGAACCAGGAGCACCUCCCGCCCAGCACGCACGACGCCCACCGCUGCCGCUUCCGACGAAUCGCAGCACAGCUCCAAGUCUGACGCCGACCAAUCAGAGGCCAGGACAGAGCAGUCUGACGAGGACACUGCAGAGAGGCCCCCCAAACGCACAGCGAGCGUCAGAGCCAAGAAGCCUGCUGCUGCCAAAUCAGAGACUCAAAGCAAGACCGUAAAGAAACCACCAAAGAAGAAGACCACCACUGCAGCUGGCACUCCAACAGAGUCCGCCUGAGCUGGGCCUCCUCCACCCCUACGCUAGCACGCUGUCUGCCUGUCUGUCUGAGCUCUGUCUCUCUCGCUCUCACACACACACGUGCACAUACACACACACGCACAAACCCUUACUGGUUUAAUUCUGAUAAUGGAGGUUCAUCUUCAGUAUGCCCCCCUAUAGUCCCGUAAUGGUGGAGAGGUACUACCCGGCAAGAUUUUUCUUCGUGUCUACAUAUACAUGCGUGCGUGCAUGCAUGUGAGUGUGUGUGUGUGUGUGUGUGUGUGUAAAAGAGAGAUGGACGACACAACUCUACCCCACUUUGAAGGUUUAUCCUGAUCGUCCUGAUACCCCCACACUGUGUGUGUGCGGGGUGUGUUUCUCCCUGCAGCAUUCCCCAUAGUCAUUAUUACCAGGCCAGCACGCCCCGGUGUACCCUGGUCCAGUGUGUGGAGUGCAGUCCUGCUGUGUGUGAAGCUGACGCUUUUUGCAUUAUAUCACUUUCCAAAUUAGGCCAGCAUAGUUUUAAAGGGGAGAGGGACUUUGGAGGGGGGGGGGCAAGGACCAUUAUCUUUGGAGCAAAAUAGGACAGAUACCAUGGGACCAGGACUAAAGGAGAGGGGACUAAGGGAGGGAGGGAGAGAUGGAUGGAUCUUGGGAGAGACUGCAUUCAUAGAAGAAUGACCAGAAUGACAGCUUGUAUGUGUUCUGUAAGUCUGCACGCGCUCAGUAACGCACGCUGGCAUACUGGAGUGCGCAGGACGGAACGCUCACGUGGUGUUACCGUGGAGACCUGGAAGUUAUUUACUCGGUUGUCAGGGAGUUUUGUCUCUCUCCCACCUCCAGUCCAGUGAGCCUCGGUUGGCACGGUCACGUGUUGCCAGGGCGAUGAAGGGCGCUGUUUGUUCUACCAUAUGUUCAGAACGACGCAAAAGGUUUCGAAGUAUAACUUUCGCCAGCAGGCUUGUGCCGGCCGAACUACAACCAAUCAUGAGAUGAAGCCAGAGGUGUUUUUCUCUCUCUCUCUCCGUCUUUUUCUCCCUCCUUCUCUUCCUCUUGCUGUGUGCUUUUGUUUCUAGAAUGUCUAAAUAUGUUCCCAUAUCUGCACAUGUAAAAAGUAGGCACCGUUUUAAAAACAUAAACAAAAGUAUGUAUCUACUGUAUAGCACUAGCUGAUACAUGCUUCUCUUGUGUGGAUUCUGUGUUUGUGCGUUUAUAUAGUACCAUCUGUAUACGGAAGGUUCCUACGUUUGGAAAUGUAGGGAAAAGUGCUUUGAAAGCAUGGGACUGUUAUGGGAGCUCAGCGUAAGCACAGUAUGUGUGUGGGGGUUACGGCAGGUUGACAUGGCGACCGUUUCCUGGGUACCUGCAGCCAGGAGGCAAUGGCCUACAGGUGGUCUACUGUGUGGAGUGGGAUGUGUCUGGGGGUCACUGGCCUACAGGUGGUCCGUGACGAACGGACUGGUCAGAACUGCACACUAACCAUGGACGGUAAACGAGUACAGACUGUAGACUGACCAUAAACAGGCCUGUAAAAAAAAAAAAAAAAAAAAAAAAAAA